Cotesia congregata is the source of this 612-nucleotide messenger RNA. The record is from the annotation of a GenBank genome assembly. NCBI's taxonomy places the organism in Eukaryota, Metazoa, Arthropoda, Insecta, Hymenoptera, Braconidae.
AUGUCUGUUGCUUUGACACAAUUAACGCAUUCAUUGAGCAAUAAAACAAAAUAUAUUACUGAAUUGAAAAAAACUAUUUUACGUCCAUUAAUACAGUUAGCUGUCAAAUCAAUAGAACAAGAAUAUAUUGAAGAUGGAAUCCUGGACCGUAUUUCAGAAAAAUACAAUUUGUCUCAGGAAAAUGUCGAUGAGUGGUACUCGGUAGUCUUAAAAAUCAUUAGGACUCAUUUGAGAUAUCCUGAUUCGAUAAUUAAAGUUGAUGAUUUUAAGAAAUGCUUACAAGAAUUAAAUAUGGAGAAUGAAUGCAUUGAAGAUUUAUGUGCAGUACUUUACGGGCAAAAACGACCAUUAUUAAUUACCAAUUUAUCGGAAAAAAUUAAAUUCUACCCUACAAUAAAAUCAUGUCGUUGGAGGAUAGAUAUAACAAUUUCUACUAGUGUCUUGUCACGUGUAAUGGAACCGACAAUUUUGAUGGAAUGGACACUGAGUAAUGGUAAAAAAUACUUAUUUGAAUUGAGUCUUUCUAAAUUUCAUUUGUUGAGGUACACAAUAUCAACGUUACUGCUAAAGAUGUACGAUCUUGAAGAACCACCGCAAAAAUCUAUUCAAUAA